CCGAGAGGAAGAUAUCCCUUUUGGAGAUAUGCAAGAAAAUGGAGGAAGGAGGGAAGAUUCUUUGUCUCACUUCUUUCAACCAUAUUGGUAUGGACCCAUCGUGUGAUUUAAUUAAAUGCAUUCCUAACAACACGCAACCCUUGUGGUUUUUCUCUAGUCUCUCUCCCUUCCCUUUCCUUCCAACAGAACCCACCAAGCAUGGCCGGCCUUUCACAUAACAGUAGCUGCAGCUGCUCUCCCAUGACCUCAUAAACCCCUCUCUCUCCUCUCGUCUCCUCUACUCCCUUUCCCACCACACACAUCUCAAUCGUCAACCAAACCCUGAAAUGAAACCAACCAAAUUGGAUGGUAACUGUAAUGGAUUAGUUGAAUAAAACUGAUUCACUAUCAACCCUUUUUCCUUUUUUGGUUUUGAUUUCUUCUUCCUCUUCUUUUCUGGGUUUGAUCGUUAUCCAUCAAUCUCAGAAUUCUGGAUUCGGAUUCUGAUUCUGAUUCUUCCCCAGUACCAGUAGUCAAUAAUGGAUUCCGUUCAAUCUGAUUGGGUUUGUCUGGGUUCAGACUUAACAGACCUGAUCCUCUCCUACCUACCCAUUCGAUCCAUCGUCAGAGCCAGCGCAGUCUGCAAGCUCUGGCGCUCCGUCGUCACGGGCGCCUCAUUCUCCACCCGCGUCUCUCUAGCCAAGAAGCCAUGGUUCUUCCUCUUCGGCCAAAACAAUAUCUUCAUCAAGAACAACCAGGCCUUCGCCUUCGACCCUGAAGCCAACGAGUGGAUUCGCCUCCCCUCCAGCCUCUGCCCCUGUCCUUGCCAAGAAGAAUCCUUCCUGGGCUCCGGUGGUUUCUUCUUCACCACCACCUCUUCCACCACUUCUCGCUUCAGCUUCUCCCCCAUCCUCUGCGGUUUAUGGCGUGAGACCUCGCCCCUCCGGUUCUCUCGCUGUAAUCCCCUCGUUGGUGUCUUCGACGACGAGUCUGGUAUCUCUCGGUUCAUCGUCGUCGGUGGAGUCAGAUUCAUUGGUGGCCUUGUCGACAUCGAGGACCGCUUGGCCGUUGAGAUCUACGACCCUAAGAUUGACACCUGGGAGCUCUGCCCUCCAUUGCCGGCGGACUUCAGAUCUGGAAACUCGUCUCAGUGGCUCACAUCUGCUCUAUUCAAAGGCAAGUUCUUCGUCUUUGGUAUCUACUCCUGUUUCGUAUCCUCCUUCGAUCUGAAGCUUCACUUGUGGAGCGAAGUACAGACGCUGAGGCCACCUGGGGUGAUGUUCUCGUUCUUGCUGGCUUGCACGGACCAGCUUGUCCUCGCGGGUCUCUGCAACAACCCAACAGGCCCGUCUUUUAAUCUGUGGAGGGUCGAUGAAGAGACUAUGGAAUUCAGUGAGAUUGCGAUCAUGCCUCAGGAUUUACUGAAUUGCUUGUUUGAUAGUGACGAGGACGAGAAAUUUGCGAGCUUGAAGUGUGUAGGAUUGGGGAAUCUGAUCUAUGUGUUCAAUGAAGAACAUCACAGAAUAUACCCAGCUUGUGUUUGCGAGAUUAGCAGCGAGUCCAGUAAGUGCAGCUGGAGAAAGUUACCAGAUUUGCCAGAACCAGUGAAUCGAUUUCACAAGGUUAUUAGCUUCUGUUCUCAGAUUCCGCUUCACAGUCUUCUCAGGGAUGAUGAUGACGGAGAAGAGAUAAGAUACUAAGCUAAGAAAAUUGGGCUGGGUCAUGGGUGGCUUUGUGUCUGCAUUGCUGCAUCAUUCAAAAAGGCCAUUAGUAACCUUCUAAGACAAUUGAAGCUUCUGUAUUCUGAAAAUAAUGUUAAAAUUAGGAUCAACUUUUGGCUUUAAUUUCCUUUCAAUUGUAUCAUAACUAUAGGGAUUAUCAUGCAAUUCUUUCCACAGGGUAUCUUCACCAACAUUCCUUGUGGACGAAAUUGUAAGAUAUGAUUGAUCGAUCUCCCUCUGCAAUUUGUAUUUUGUCUUUGUUUGUACUAUUUUACGUUUCAACAGUUCCAAAAAAAAAGCUCAGCUCAAGUUCACUUGCUUGGAGCUUGGAACUUGGAGCAGUGUGUAUAUGAUUUUGCAACAGUGUAUUAUUCGGGAAGUGUUCUUGAUAUAAUUUAAUAAAGGUAAAUUGAUGAAAUUUUCUCCAA
Molecule: messenger RNA, 2128 nt
Organism: Macadamia integrifolia
Lineage: Eukaryota; Viridiplantae; Streptophyta; Magnoliopsida; Proteales; Proteaceae
Product: F-box/kelch-repeat protein At3g24760-like
Exons: 1
Coding region: 519-1679 (386 amino acids)
Molecular function (GO): protein binding
Source: RefSeq, a predicted model, not a curated record